UAGUACCUUAUUUGUUUACAUUUUUGCGAUACCGUGCAAUAAUAAAAUGAGUGGUAUUUUUUCUCACCUUUUAUUUCCAGUUAAACAAUUAACGCCAUUAAAUGAAUUCAGAUCUUUCAGUUGUUCAGCUACUUUAAAUCACAUCAUGAAACUAACAAGACUACGAGUAGUUGAUAAUAGUAACCUUGGAAAGCAAGCUAUGCUGGACGGAAAACCACCUCGUUGCAUACAUGUUUAUAAAAAGACCGGUGUCGGUACUAUAGGAGAUAAAGUAUUGGUAGCUAUUAAAGGACUGAAAAAGAAAGCAUUGAUUGUUGGUGUGAAAGGGAAAAAACAAGAAGCCUUUAUCCCACGAUUUGACUCUAACAAUAUUGUGUUGCUUGAUGAUCAUGGUAACCCAGCUGGUACUAGAGUUUUAGUACCUAUUCCUUCUGCAUUAAGAGGUCGAGGUGAAUUUUCAAAAGUUAUAGCCAUCAGUUCAAAAUUUGUAUAAAAAGAUUAUAAUAUACUCAUUGGUUUUAAAAUAUUUGAUGUUUUCUCGCUGUUACAACAUUGAAAAAAAAUGUCUUUUAAAUAAAAUGUUGUAUAAAUA
Messenger RNA from Argiope bruennichi, 592 nucleotides. It is a transcript of the gene mRpL14, whose product is annotated as 39S ribosomal protein L14, mitochondrial-like. The transcript has a single exon. Gene Ontology annotation, molecular function: structural constituent of ribosome. Lineage: Eukaryota; Metazoa; Arthropoda; Arachnida; Araneae; Araneidae. Gene Ontology annotation, cellular component: ribosome; mitochondrion. The record is from RefSeq and is a predicted model, not a curated record. The coding region runs from base 47 to 493 and encodes 148 amino acids. Gene Ontology annotation, biological process: translation.